AUGGCGUCCGAACACACGGCUGCACGGGCAAAGGUCAUGCGAGCAGUGAACGCCAUGUUCGAGCGCUACCAUCUAAUCGCAGCCAAACUGCCCAAAAAGCGCAUCGAAUGGGAUGACGAAGUAAUGCGGAAUGCAAAGCUUAUCGAUGCUUCACCUUCCGGCCACGUCGUAUUCCAUAUCGACAUCACGCCUCACUUUGCAAACAUAAACGGCGUCCUCCAUGGCGGCGCCGCGAGCACAAUCUUCGACAUGCUCACGACUAGCGCGCUAUGCCCACUCGCACGGCCGGGGCAAUUUACGUUCCUCGGCGGGGUGACGCGCACGCUGAACGUUUCGUUCCUGCGCGCUGUGCCGAUUGGCACGACGGUUAGGGUGGAGGCGACGGUGACGCAAAUGGGGCGCACGAUGGCGAUGAUGAGGGGCACGAUGGGUAGUGUGAAUGGGAAGACGGUGUAUGCGACGGCGGAGCAUCAUAAGGUGAAUGUGCCAACGCGAGAGGCGCAUAGUGCGGUGCGGGUGGCAUGGGAUGAGGAAUUUGAGAGGGAUUCUGGGAUAGGGGGAAGGGCGAAGUUGUAG
Molecule: messenger RNA, 576 nt
Organism: Pseudovirgaria hyperparasitica
Lineage: Eukaryota; Fungi; Ascomycota; Dothideomycetes; Acrospermales; Acrospermaceae
Product: thioesterase family protein-like protein
Exons: 4
Coding region: 1-576 (191 amino acids)
Molecular function (GO): fatty acyl-CoA hydrolase activity
Source: RefSeq, a predicted model, not a curated record